UGGCGAAUGAAGAGAAGCCGAUGGAAAUUUCUGUCAGCGAUUCCGAACCUGUUUGGGUGUUUUAUCGAGAUCGUGGGGACUGGAAAGACGUUCAGCCAUUACCGCAAGACGAUGGCCCAGCUCCGAUUGUACAGAUAGCCUAUUCUGCAAAAUUUCGUGAUGUUUAUGAUUAUUUCCGAGCAGUAUUAAAAAGCGAUGAGCGUAGUGAGAGAGCAUUUUCCUUAACAACUGAUGCAGCUGAAUUGAAUCCUGCUAACUACACUGUUUGGCAUUUUCGAAGAUUGUUGCUGAAAUCUUUAAAUAAAGACUUGAAGGAAGAGCUGAAAUAUAUUGAUGAUGUUAUUGAAGAACACCCUAAAAACUACCAAGUCUGGCAUCAUCGUCGAGUGGUGGUGGAAUGGGCAAAUAAUGCUGAUGAAGAGUUGUUUUUUACAAAGAACAUUCUAGACUUGGAUUCAAAGAAUUAUCAUGCGUGGUCUCAUCGACAGUGGGUUCUCAGACAAUUCAGUCUAUGGAAAGACGAGUUAGAGUUUGUAAAUAUGCUGUUAGCAAAGGAUUUGAGAAACAACUCUGUUUGGAAUCAGAGAUAUUUUGUUAUUAGUAAUACAACCAAGUUUACAGAUGAGGUACUUGAUAAGGAAACAAAAUUUGCAAUGGACAUGAUUCAGAAGGCACCAAACAAUGAAAGUGCUUGGAAUUACCUUAGAGGGUAUGUAUUUCUUUGUUCUUCCCUUGCUGAACAGUUUGAUGCUAUUCGUAAAGAAUACUGGUCCUACGUGUCACGAUCAUUAGCGGUUAAAUAUGGAACUUUAGCACAGGAGUAA
This is a messenger RNA of Saccoglossus kowalevskii, 824 nucleotides long. Its product is annotated as protein farnesyltransferase/geranylgeranyltransferase type-1 subunit alpha-like. The record is from RefSeq and is a predicted model, not a curated record. Gene Ontology annotation, molecular function: CAAX-protein geranylgeranyltransferase activity; protein farnesyltransferase activity. Gene Ontology annotation, biological process: protein farnesylation; protein geranylgeranylation. Gene Ontology annotation, cellular component: cytoplasm; CAAX-protein geranylgeranyltransferase complex; protein farnesyltransferase complex. Lineage: Eukaryota; Metazoa; Hemichordata; Enteropneusta; Harrimaniidae.